This is a messenger RNA of Amphibalanus amphitrite, 2657 nucleotides long. RefSeq names its product astacin-like metalloprotease toxin 2. NCBI's taxonomy places the organism in Eukaryota, Metazoa, Arthropoda, Thecostraca, Balanomorpha, Balanidae. The transcript has 7 exons. Gene Ontology annotation, biological process: proteolysis. The coding region runs from base 409 to 1362 and encodes 317 amino acids. The record is from RefSeq and is a predicted model, not a curated record. Gene Ontology annotation, molecular function: zinc ion binding; metalloendopeptidase activity.
AUUGUGGGCGGCUGCCAGCCCGCCGCCCGCCGCCGCCGCCGGGCCGGCUGGGGGACCGUCCCGUCUUGUCAGUCGGCGGCAGAGUCGCGUGGGGCGAGGUGUGGUUAUAGUGGUGCGGAGAGGAGCAGCUCAGACGGCGCUACAGGCGUAAUCGACUGCAGAUAGCUGACAGGUCAAGCUGACAGACGGGGUGGGGGCGGCGGAAGUUGUGAGCUGAGCCGAGCGGCAGUCAGCCUGUCCCCUGAGCCUCCACGGAGAGACACCGGGACGGGAGGACGGCUGCGGCGCAGACCGGCGCCAGUGACGGCGGUGUGACUGUGUGACGUUGUGGCGCUGACGUCAGUGACGUCAGUGUGACGUCGUGACGUCAGUGACGCUGUGACGUCAGUGUGACGCCGGCGCGGUGCGAUGACGCGCGGCCGGUACCAGGUGACGCGGCUGGGAGAGGACGAGGGGGCCGCUGCCGGGCCUGGCUGCUGCCGCUGCUCCCGGCCCGUCCGGCUGGCGCUGCUGGUGUUGGCGCUGGUGCUGGUGCUGGCUGCAGCGGCCGCAGUGACCGCUGUGGUGCUGCUGAGACAGGAGGAGCACAGGAGCGCAGUCUACCCGGCGGACGAGUCCCGCUUGUACCGCGGCGGACCCGGUGUCACCGAGGGUGACAUGCUGGGUCUCAACACCAGCUCUGGCGAGCUGAGCGCCACACGCGACCCGAAGCGCCUCUGGCCGCUGGGAGCUGUCGCCUACCGCACAGAAGCCGACAUCGGCUGCCCCUACUCGGCCAGGUGCGCUGUGCUGCUGACUGCCAUGGCCGAGUACAGCGGCCGUACGUGUGUCCGCUGGCAGUCGGUGGAGGAGACGGACGGGCGUGGCGACCGGUCGGAGGAGCUGCUGGUGCGCUACCGACCCGACUCCGGCUGCUACGCCAGCGUCGGAUACCGGGGGUUCACCGGCGCUGAUUCGCCGCCGCAGCUCCUGGUUCUGGGAGACGGCUGCUUCAACAUGGGCAUACUGCUGCACCUGCUCGGACACACGCUGGGUCUGUGGCACGAGCAUAACCGGCCCGACCGGGACAGCUGGAUGGACGUGAACAUGACGAACGUCGAUCCGGCGCACGUGGACGCCUUCCGCACCUUCACGCUCAACCAGCACCGCGUCGUCGACCGGCUCGACUACUCGUCGGUGAUGAUGUUCGGCGGACACGCGUUCUCGUCCUCCGGCAGCGUCACCCUGCGGCCUCACUGGUCCAACAGCGGCACCCUGGUCCCACUGCAGAACAAGACGCAGCUUAGUGAACAGGAUGUCGACCGCGUGCAGGCCAUGUAUAUCAGGGUGUGCAGCAAACGAAGGCGGCUCGAGGAGUCCUGACCGGGAGAGGGGUCACGCCUGACGGGGAUGGAGGGACAGAGGCCAGGUCACACCUGACAGACAUCCGGGGACGGCGGCAGGGCAGCCGGCGAGAGGUCCUUCAGCGAGGGUCACUGCAGCUAGCGAGAGACCCUUGGGGCAGGGGCAGGGCAGCUGGCGAGAGGCCCUAGGUACAGGGCAGGGCGGCUGGCGAGAGGCCCUUUGAGCAGGGACAGAGCGAAGCUUUGUGAAGGCCCUAGGAACGGUGGGGUGUUACGGCUUCACGAAGACUUGAGAAUUCUGGUUCGGUCAAGAGACAAGAGGGAGACUGGGCUUCCCAUAGAAUCUGCAGCUACACUCAGUAGGGUAGAGUGCGUCUUGGCGGGAUAUCCUGCGUCGCUCGUAUCGUCACUGUGGCAUUGUCUUGUAUCAGGACAACCAGCGGCCAAGGCGUGAAUCUGCUGCCGGAAAAACUUCGCACCAGUGGUUGUGCAUUUGCAAGUCGCAGUCGCUUCAGGCGCUACCAAUGCUGCUUGAAGCUUGGGAUGUUCCAACAUAUCGGCGAGUCGGCCAUUGUUGUUGGUUUUGUAUUGUGACGGAGGAUACUGAGUGUUAUGGGGUACCAUGUAACGUACGUACGCAGCCGCUAUGCUACGAGUUGUUCAAUUUCAAGUGUGAAUGCUGACAAUAAGCUCCCUGAGCUACUGGGAGUCCAAAGAAUACAUACAAGACGUGGAUCUUACUUCUCGCUUCAAUGGCCUACUGCUCGAAGUCACUUCUCUCACCGAACACUCUCCGAAGAGCUACAUAGCACUACCAUCGAAUUAUACCAGAGUAUAAGUACGACUGGCAGAUAGUUCCGCCACAGGAGGCCGUAACCACUGUGCUAACCGUUAUGACGCGUCAUGUCCCUACAUAACGACGUUCAGGUCGGACACUGCCGCUUACGGAGGACGAAUGUUGACUGGGGGGUGGGGGGUGGGGGUGGGGGGAGUUCGAAAGUUGUUCGAAGUUCAGGGUAGGUGUGGAGUGAGGAUUGAGGAAGGUGACCAGUACCCACUCAGAACCCAUACGAGCAGAUCACGUCCACUUACGACGCCUCAGCUGCACCGAGUCGGUACCUCUCUUUUGUCGGGUGACUUCGUUAGCGGGAGGUUAUAGGGAACAUCUCUUACCAAAGAGCGACUCACGCAAGAGUUAAGGUAGUCCAUUCCGGAAAUUUCGAACAAUAACAAGCCGUUAUCACAACUCAAGUAAACAAAUUUGCAGCAAGUUUGCGGUCACUUUUGUCGAUGGAAUAAAUUUGUUGUCGCGAG